Molecule: messenger RNA, 10738 nt
Organism: Cryptotermes secundus
Lineage: Eukaryota; Metazoa; Arthropoda; Insecta; Blattodea; Kalotermitidae
Gene: tefu
Product: serine-protein kinase ATM
Exons: 46
Coding region: 181-9114 (2977 amino acids)
Biological process (GO): DNA repair
Molecular function (GO): protein serine/threonine kinase activity; protein binding
Source: RefSeq, a predicted model, not a curated record
AGUAAACUUUUGGAUGGGUAUGGGAUAUUUUGCACUGUUGUGUUGUAUUCUGGUUAAUUUGAAGGAAGGAAGAGUUGUUAUGAGGAAAUGUGAAGUUAUAUCUCUAACGAUGUUUCUACUUGUUGCCUAAUACACCAAGGUAUUCACAGCAUAAUGGACAUAUUGUAAUAGUUUUUUUGUAUGCAGAGGAAAUUAGGAAUCAUGGGUACUGUUGAAAGAGACUUAAUGGAAUGCUGCAGUGGUUUAGAUUCCAACAGAGUUACAGAGAGAAAGAAGAGUAUGGAACGACUUUCAGAACUUCUGUUGGGCUCACAGGCAACAAAGCUCUUGGAUAGGAGUCACAAUGAAAACAAUGUAACAUGGGAUUCAGUAUUCCUAGCAGUACAUAGAUUAAUUUUGAAGGAAGCAGAUCGGUUCAGGAGUGAGGAGCAGAAGACACAAUCGUCAUCAUCUUCCCAAACAAAUCGAGAUAAUAUUAAGAUUAAAUGUUCGGCACUGAUUGAUAAUGUAGUUACAAAGGCAAUCAAAGGUCCUCCAAAAUUAAAGUGUUCAACUGUACUGUUUUGCAUUUUGCAAAUUUUAAAGGAUAGAUAUCUUCAGAAGUGUUUUGGCUGCACAUACUUGUUCAUUCUGAAGGCAGUGUUGAGAGUCAGGAAGUACUGGGGAGAUAUGAAGUCUGAUGAUUUGAAUGAGCUGUUGGAUAUGUGUUUUAUGUUGUAUGAGAAGCCACCUACAGGUUUGGAUAAGGCUACAAUGGGAGAAAUAUUAUAUUGGAUUGUUAAGUGUGGCACUCUUCAGUCACAUUUGGGACUUCAGCUUAGAAAGAAGUAUCCUAAUCUUGUUCGAGCAUUUGAGGAUUCCAACCUUGACAAAUUGCCAGCGUUACAAGCAUCUGUCCUUAAACUUGCAGUAACAGUUUCCCAGCAGCUAGCAAAGGAGAAUAGAAUGGCAACAUGUAAAUUUGGAGAAGAUAUUAUCACACGUGUUAUUGGCUUGUAUGAGAACAGACAAGAAGAUCGUUAUGAUAAGAAGGGUUUGAUGUUUGACUUCCUCUUACUUCAAAUGCAUCUUCACCACCCCUAUGGCACAAAAGAAGGUGAGGGUGCAGCAUAUGCCUAUAGUUGGGAAAAAUGGCGAAGCCAAUUGAAGUCUCUGUAUGUCUUGGUAGACACAGAAAUACACAAUAUUCAACGCAACAGGUGCAAGGUACAGGUGCUCAGGGAAAACUUCUUGCAGUUGGCUGUUGAAGUCUGCAAGCAGGUAUUUGAUGAUAGCAGCAAUGUAUUGGAUGUAACAAAUGCAUAUGCCCUCAUUGAGAAUAUUUCCUAUUCUGUGCCAAAAAGGAGACGAGUUGUAUCAGGAAUCCAGGCCAUCAUAGAAGUCUUGAGCACACCAGGGAAAACACAAGACCUUUGGCCUUGGCUCUCUGUAAUGAGUUCCCUCUACUCCAAGUAUCCAAAUAUUUUGAAGGAACAGGAUUUUAUUGCAUUGGUACGCCUAGUAGCAGAGCUACAGAGCACUUGCAAAGAUGCCAUUGUAAUGGGAUACUUAUGUCAAUGCUGUGAGUCAUUGCUUAAAGUGGAGAAGAUUAUGAACCAUGUCCAGUUGAAUGAGGAGAUCAGUUUGUUGUGGUUAAAAGUUUGGGAAACCACACUGAGAACUGUGGGUCUGAACCAGAGUGAGGAGAGGAGCCAUAGGUUGCUGCAAGCAAUGAUACUACAUCAGAAAACUCAGCAACCCUCAAUUCUUAUUCACAUGUUCUUGAAGGGAACAAUCCAGCUCUCUGAACAUAGCAUGCAAACAUUGCAAGUGAUUUUAAAGUGCUGUGAUUUACCAGAAACUCUGGAAGCAUUUCACAACAUUCAGUCAAGAGUACCUUCUUAUCAAACUGCUAACCAGAGACCUGAAUCUUUGAGAUGUGCCUUAUUAGAUUGGUUGUUACCAAACAAAGAAGACUUGGGACUUACAGAAUUGAACUUGGUACCAAUUAUGCCCUCACUUAUGUCAAGGUUACUUGUUGAACUUGUUGUUAAAUCACACUGUGAUAUGGAUGACAGUUGUGUGAGUGAAAACACAUGUGUUCAAAAGUUUGUCACAGAUUCUAUUGAAGAUGAUUAUAUGAUAAGUUCCUUUGAGAUGGGUCUCUUGUUGAAAAACUGCAAUAAUGUAUUAUCUUGUACCAGCAAGGAGAAUAAUCAUAAUUCCAAGUUAGCCAUUGCAUCAGCCAAAGAUAAGUUAAUAGAACUUCUGAAACGAGAUUGCUCUAUGGUCACAGAAAGGAUGGUAAUACCUCAAGAUUCUACUACCAAGCUGAAAGUACUCACAGAUUAUAUUUCACAUUGUUUGCUUAUUAUAAGUACACUGUCAUGGAUGCUGAAGUGGAAUGUAAUUACAUCACAUAAUCUUCCUACAUUUAGUCUUACUGGCAUUGUUCGAAAAAUGAUGGAUUAUUUAGCUUCAUUUGCAAGUAGAAUUCUUGUAGCAUCCAGAAUGGAGAGGAACUUAUCUGUUGUGAUGUGUGUGUUGCACAAGCUGCGGCAGCUCUUUGAGGUUGAGCUUCAUGAAGAUGUAAUGAGACUUUUGCAGGAGCUGACACCUACAGAGCUGCUGGAUGCUGUGCACAGCGUAACUACAGUGAAACAUAUGCAAGGAGCAAUGGCCAUGGAUUGUGAUGAUGUAGCUGUGGACUCUUCAGGCUCAAACAUCGUUGAAGAAGCAUCAUGUUCUCUUCUGGAUGUGCAACUGUUAACAGAAGCAGAGAAAGUUCAAACAGAAGCUGUUGGUUUACUGUGCUCCUAUAGCUGUUGUCUCACAGGUAAAAAGUUAAGUAAUCAAAGCAUUGUCUCAUUGACUCAUUUGCUACAGUUAUUACUGGAAGACAAGCAGCCAACUAGUUCACUUUGUUAUUUUCAAAUGGCCGUUGCUGUGACAAGAAGAGCUUUAAACUGUCAAGAACUCGAAGAUGUUCAUGUGGCUUUAAUUCUGAAGGUUAUCCAGACCUUGUGUAGAAAACAUUAUCUGGAUCACGAAGCAGCUGUUAUCAUUCAACAGCUUCUUUGUGGUGUGUUCAGACAUGUACAAGACAGAGCAUCAAGAGAAAAUUCAGUGGUGUUGUUAAAGGCUUUCCAGAAGAAUGUGGAUGUUAAGAAGAAAUAUGGCCCAGAAGUCAGCAUUCAGUAUAUCAGAUGUCUGGGUGAGCUGGCAAUGGUUGAUCCCAAUUUCGUGUGGGCUACAUGGGAGUCUGGAACACUAGUUGAUGAUAGUGACAUUGUAGGUCAAAAAACACCAAUUGCAGAGGAAGUGCUAAUUCAUAUGAGGAGCCCAUUCCAUGAAAUGAGGAUGACAGCAGUGAACUACGUUGUUACACUCUUCACCCCACAAAAUGGCAUGAGCCUUAAUGCUGAUCGUCUUGCGUGGCAAAAUAGAAUGUUUGAAAAACUGCGAAAUAUCGUUAUGUCAUCCUUUAUUGUUGAGGGUGAUUUAACGAUGGAGGAGAAGGUUGAUGAAAGUGCAAACCGAACUGCUAGCGCAUUGCAUUGUUUUGCUGCACUGAUUGUUGUGAGUCCAUUGUUCCGCAAGAAAGCGUUGUUUACCAUACUGCAGCUUGUGAAGGAGAAGAAUUUAAAUUCUGAGUUGGUUCACAAGGUACUUGUGCUUGUGGGGAAAAGCUUGAAGUUACCUGAUGUAAUAAAAUUAAUGGAGAGUAACCUAAGUUACAUGUUAGUACAUUGGAUACAACAACAGUAUGCACUUCAGGAUUUCCCAUUGGUACUUUUGAAUUGCGAGUCAGAUACUGAAUUUUUCACCAAAUAUGAAGAGAUGAUUGUUCCCAUUUUGCUGCAAAGGGAAGAGAAUGAAUCUUUGGAGCUCAUAUCUGUUAAAGUUGGCAAGACAAUGGCUGACUUAAUGAAGACAUGUUAUCCUCGUAUUAUUGCUGGUCUGGUGCCAUGUUUUGCUGCUGAUUUAUCUGAUGGUCUGGUAGACAGGGAAAUGCAAGUUGCCAAUCGUCUACAUUCCAAGUUAGAACAGAUUCUUUCCAAAGACACAAUAACUUACCUCCUAAACUGUCAACUGGAUAUGGUUAUUGUCAGUAUAAUGAGACUGCUUUUUGACCCACAACACUUUGGUGAGCUCUGUGGAGUUGCCAGAGAGUCCUCAUAUGAUCCAGAUCCACCUUACUUCAAUAUUUGCACAAUUAAAAAAAGCCUUCUAUAUCUGCAGGAGAAUUCUCCAAAACCAGAGCUCUCUCUUGUUGCAUACUUGUGUAAAGAAAGUUCAGAUCACAUACAGAAGGUGCUCCUGUGCCUUGCUAUAGAUAUUCACCAAGCACCAACACUUGAAGAUAAACUGAACUGUCUCCAUCAUUAUGCUACAUUUGCCCAUAUCCUGGUUGAAGAACUGGGUGUCAAUGGGGAUGGGCUAGGUGACAUGGCCACAUUUGUUAUUAGAGAUGUUUCACAUACUCUUAUUUAUCUAACAAAACAAAGUUACCAAAAGGACGAAAUUCCAUUGGCUGUUGCAUCAUGUCACUUCUACAGACUUUUUUGCAGUAAAUGCUUCCCAAUGUGUGCCUCAGUUGUACAAACAUUCCUUAUAGUGAUUGUGAGUAUUCUUGUGCCCCUUGCCAAGUUGAAUGAUAAUUUGGGUGCAGAGAGUCGAGCACUGCUCAGGUUUCUUAUUCUUGAGAACAGUGAGCACUUGUCUUCGGCCAUUGAGAUGUUGGACCCAUUCCCAGAGAGUUCCAUAUUUGAAGAAAUGCGUGAGGUAUAUGCCAGAAUAGUACAAAAGAAGAGGUUUGAUACCCUUGAGGAGAGUAUUAGGCAUUUCCUGAAUGCUGGAAAUAAGAAUCUUGGCUGCAGAGCUGAAGGUCUGAAACAUCUGAGAACUCAGCUGUCAGAGAAAAAGCAAGAGUUGGCUAUGAUGUACAAGGCACUAAAUGACAUGAGGGGAUUUUCUGAGGACUGUGCUAAGAGUUUGCUCCAUCAGUUGAUAUGUGUGUUGGUUGAACUGACAUCUGUACCAGAUUUAAGAAUUAGAGAAGAAGCUUCAAGGUGUUUGGGUGAGCUUGGCCCUGCUGAUCUGACCACGAUGAUACUGAAACCAGAAAAAUGCCAGGAGUUGCAAGGGAAUGAGUUCAAAGAUAGUCCCAUCCUCAUGUUUACAGCUCACAUUGUGCGAGUUGCGGUGGAUUAUCUAGUUGAUGAGAACAUCAGUGUGGUGGAAGCAGCUAGUGCAGCCCUGUAUAAAAUUCUUGCAUCUUGGGAAGGUCAACAGGUCAUAGGUUCAAGUGGGUUUGAUGACCCAUUCAUAAUACCAUUCAAACCAGUCAGAUGUGCAAAGCGUGAAUCGUCAAUGACUGUAAAUGAAGACAUAUUCAGGGAAACAGUUGAUAUGGAUAACCUGUGGUGUCCUAUGGAAAAAUGCAGCCAUGAUAGAUGGGUGACUAAUUUGGUGUGCACUAUCUUGAAAACAUUCCCACAGGAAAAUUGCUUUAUGUCACAGUUGGUUCCUGUUUGCAGUGCAAAGAUGUCAUUUGCAGAACAGAUACUGCCAUUUUUAGUGUCUCUUGUUCUAAGUACAGGCAGUGAUGUCUGUAAAGCCGUCAUGAAUAGAUCCAUAUGCUACUUCUUUAGGAAUCACUUCGAGACUUGUCUCCAACUUGACAAGGAAACUAGAACUUCUCCAUUACCAGUUCUCAGGCAUUGUAAGGAACAAGUGUGUUUCAAUAGAGCAUCUGUGCAAUGUAUGCUAAAUAUUGUUCAUUUUGCACGACUUCAGAAAUGUUUGAAGCCUCAAGGAAGGAAGGAAGGCGUCAGUGCUCAGUAUCUAGAACUUAAUUAUCUGCAUGUUGCUGAAGCUGCCCAAUUCUGUUCUGCGUACUUCACAUCCAUUCUGUAUGCAGAACUGUGGUGUGACGAUAACAGGGAGAGCAUGGACAUUGAUUGUGCUGGUGGCCUGUCUCUGUCAUCACUAGAAUACAUCUGUAGCAAUAGUGCACAGAAUGGAAUAGCACUUCAAAAUAUAGUGAGAGAGGCUUACAAGAAGAUUGGCGAUAAUGAUGCUGUAUAUGGAUGUGGCUCGUCCCAUAUAUUAGACCCUCAAACCCGCAUUUUCCACUAUGAGUUGACCGGUAAUUGGCAAAAUGUGCUUCUGUCUUAUGACUUAGAGCUGUCCAAUGGGAAUGAAGAUGCCAUUGGAGGUAUGCUGUUUGCAUUGAGGAGGCUUGGCCUGUGUCAUAUUCAGAGUUCUUACUUGAGUGAUGGGAUGUAUUCUGAAUAUGAGGAUUAUCGAUACGAAUGUUGCUGGAGACUUGGACAGUGGAAUCAGUUAUCCACAGAAAACAGUAAACAAUUAAAUUACAAUAAAGCUGACAGUAGCAGUGGCCUCAAAUCACUGAUAACAAAAGGAGAAUAUGAGAAACAUCACUACAUAUCACUGAAAGCACUGCAUGAUUUAGAUUUUUCAAGUGUUGAAAGAGCAGUGUCAAGAGCAAGAAAGUGUGCGAUAAAUUCAUUAACACAUGCAAGCUUGGAGUGCAGCAAAAAUCUCUAUCUUGCUUUGUCACAACUUCAGACAUUGCAGGAGAUUGAGGACUUUGCAUCUGCAUGGCAAUCAGGAGAGGCUAUUAAUAUGGAAGCAGUUCUGGAUAAAUGGAAGAAGCAAGAUCAGCUCAGUCUCAGUGAAUUUCAGUACAUGGAACCAAUCCUUGCACAGCGAGCAGUAUUGUUGCAUAAUGCAAUGCUGAUGGAAAAGAAUGAUGAACUGAGACAACGGUUGGCUGAACACUUAGCUGAAAUUCAACUUAGCACAGCAAAACUAGCAAGGACUGAGGGCUGGCAUCAUGUAGGAGUUCGUUGUCUUCGUAUGUUGUCACAAAUUGGAAGAUUGUCAUCAGUUGUUGAAGGACGGUUGAAGCUAGAGGAAGCACAGCUAUCAUGGGGGAGAGGAGAUCGUGAAGUUGGUAGACAUAUCCUCCGUUCACUCCUUGGUGAACUGUCUUUGAUUUUUAAUGAGACUGAGGAGAACAGAUUGCUGUAUUCCUAUGCUCUUACUCUAUAUGGCAACUGGAUGGUUGAAACGAGGUCUGAAAACUCUCAGGUGAUUGUUGAGCGUUACUUCAUAAAAGCCCUACGAAUUCUCGAGGGAGUCAAGUACAAUGAGGAGAGCCAGCUGGAAACGUACUGCUCUCUGGCACGUUUUGUAGAUGCAGAGUAUCAACAGCUGAUGGGAAUAUUGAAGUCAUCUGCAUUUGAAUCAAAGCAGCAGUUCUUGACCAAAGCAACAGAAGAGGCAGAGAGACUAUUGCAACAAGAGAAUCGAACAAGGGAUGAGAAUAGGAAGAUACAGAUGUGCCAGAAAAUGAGCCGUAUUGAUGAGGCAGAGAUGAAAAACAGGGAGGAUGAAAAAAACAUGUACCUGAAACUGGCCCUGAAGUACUACCUCUUAAGCUUGGAACAUGGGGUCCAGCACAGCUUGCAGGUUUUCCGUUUAACUUCUUUGUGGCUGGAGAACACUGUGCAUGAAGAGGUCUCCAGGGUGCUUGAACAGCAUUUGCAUCGCAUUCCAAGCUAUAAGUUUUUACCUGUUGUACCACAAUUAGUACCCAGGAUAAGUAAUAAUUUGUCAGAUCCAUUUGUCAGGAGAUUAAAUACCUUGUUAGAACGCUGUGCUGUGGAACAUCCUCACCAUGCACUGCCUGUGAUCCUUGCAUUAGCCAACUCAUACAGAGAUCAAGAAGUCACUGGUGGCUUACAGAAGGAGAGGAAGUCAGAGCUUCGAGUGCUGGGGGCAAAACACAUAGUUCAGUGUUUGAAGGCUCGUGAAGAAGUCAGAGCCAUUCUGACACAGAUGGAGGGAGUGGCAACAGCACUUAUUAAUCUGGCAUAUUACGAAGUACAAGGGAAAAGUAAAUCAUAUUCAAUUCAGAGGACCCUCCUAAAGCAGCUGAAAGGGAAUGAACUGGUACUUGUGCCUACAUUGACAAUACCAGUAAAGAGUAAUUGUCAGUAUGAUGACAUUGUUGGAAUUUACAAAUAUGUUGACACCUUCUGUCUUGUUGGAGGAUUGAAUGCACCGAAGAAAAUAGGAUGUGUUGGCACAGAUGGGAUUGAAAGACCACAGCUUAUUAAGGGCAAAGAUGAUCUACGUCAGGAUGCAGUGAUGCAGCAAGUAUUUACUAUAUUGAACACACUUCUGAAGAACAACAAGGAGACACAGAAAAGGAAGCUCCUUAUCAGAACUUAUAAAGUGGUUCCCCUGUCGCAGCGAAGUGGAGUUCUAGAGUGGUGUCAGAACACUGAGCCAAUGGCUGCAUACCUGAUUGGGCCAAAUAGUGCUCAUUGCAGAUACUAUCCACAAGACCUCACACCCCAAGCCUGCAGGAAUGCUAUGCUUGCUGUGGCAGGAAAGUCAAAUGAAAUGAAACUUAAGACUUACAGUGAUAUCUGCAGAUCAUUUCAUCCAGUCUUCCGUUAUUUCUUCUUGGAGAAUUUUCCAACACCGGGAGUUUGGUUUGAACGGAGACUUGCCUACAUUCACAGUGUGGCCACAUCGUCCAUGAUUGGUUACAUCCUGGGACUAGGUGACAGGCACACCGUGAAUAUUUUGGUGGACAAAUCUACAGCUGAAGUGAUUCAUAUUGAUUUUGGAAUUGCUUUUGAGCAAGGCCAUAUUCUACCCACUCCUGAAACUGUACCUUUUAGACUCACAAGAGAUAUGGAAGAUGGCAUGGGUGUCUCUGGAAUAGAAGGAAUAUUCAGGAGGUGUUGUGAGAAGACAAUGUCUGUCCUGAGACAAAACCAGGAAACCAUUUUGACUAUUUUGGAAGUUCUUCUGUAUGAUCCUUUAUAUGCUUGGACAAUAUCCCCAAGCAAGGCUUACAAUAUCCAAGAGCGGACCCACAAAACAGACCUCGAUUAUACUGACCCUGAAGCCACUGCAGGUGAAGUGAAUAGAAUGGCAGAGCGAGCGUUAGUAAGGUUACGACAGAAACUGCAGGGAACAGAAGAGGGGACAGCAACCAGUGUUAGCGGACAAGUAACUCGAUUACUACAACAAGCUCGAGACCCAGGGAAUUUGAGUCGCCUGUAUCAUGGCUGGCAUCCAUACGUUUGAGUGUAUGUGAUUCUGAGAUUUUUAGUGCAUUGCAUUAUUAAUGUAACAUAUAACAUGAUAUGAUUCCAUCUUGGAUCCAGAAAUUUGUCUAGGACAGUGAUAAUAACAAAAGGAAGGUGAGGUCUUGGUGAUUGCCUCACCAUUUCUUUGUUAUUUUGUGUACUGUGAUUGUCUAAGCUGAAAAUAUCAGCAAGAUAUUUGAUCAUCUCUUAGCUUUUUGAUAGGUACACUGAAGCUGACUGUGUCCCUACAUGCUGUGUUUGUCAAUUGGUGAGAUCCAUCCCACUAGUGGGACUCAAACAUUGGCAGGGUGGGACGUAAGGUUUCACAAAUUAAGACAUUCCAUUAUGAGGCUUGUGCAAAUGAAACUGAUUUGGAGAUUACUGUGGGUGAAGAAGUGAGAUCAUUAAAAGUAGUCCCAAUGGGCACUGAGAAAGUAAUCCCACUGAUACACCAGCUGAUGGAUCCCAUCUGCAAAGAACUCAGGCCUGCUGCUGGAACCACUGUGUCAUGGGCUUGAUAUCAUCAUCUGGCCUGAAUCUACUACCCUUUAGUGCUUUUUUCAGGAGUAGAACACAUACAAAUCAUGUGGUGACAGGUCUGAGCUGUAUGAGGAUGGUCCAGCACAUGGAGCACAGUGUGUUUUGGACAGUGGAGGCCAUAUGGGGAUGGGUACUGUUGGGCAACAUGGUCCCUUGAGAACAUUCUGGGACACUUCAUCUCAGUGAUUCCACAGAAGUCUUGGAGGGUUCCACAGUAGUGCUGUGUUGAUAGUGAUGGUUGUGUCAUGGUCCUUGAAUGUCAACAUUAACUUGGUGCUUCCAUUUGGGCAGGUUAUGCACCUUGAAUGUUGGAAUUUUAACCCUUUGACUGUGAAGCCUUACCACAGAACUACCUAGAAGCACCAAGGCUACUUGGGCACAAGUGCAGCUGCACAGAAAAACUGACAGUACUUCCUCAGAUUAUGUUCAAGUAAGCAUUGUUGCAGGUACCAUAGAAGCCUGUUGUUUCCUUGAAACAUUGAUAUAUCAUGCUUAAUGCCAACUAUUGAGAGAAGUGCUGUACUGUGUAAUUAAUAUAGAUGAAAUAUGUGUGGUAGUUCUAAUGCUGGUACACCAAGCUGAUUUGUCUUGUGACUUACAAAGGGUUAACUGUAUCACACUGUUUCCAUUUGUUCUAACAAGCCUAUUCUGUUGCACAGCAUAUGGUAAACUGCUAGUAUGUCAUGCACACAAAUCAUAUGAACAUCUGCAGCUGGAUGUGUUCUCCAGCAGCACCAUGAACAGAUUUCAUGUGAACAACUCUCACACUAUGAUGUAUAUAAUUUUAAAAAUUCACUUCUUGGAAAAAGAUCAGCUUUAUGACAAAACUAUUGGCAGGAUGCAAGAUCCAAAACAUUGAGAACUGUAGCCUACAUGAAUGGUCAAAAUCAACCAAUUUGCAUGGCUGCCUCUUUGUUUGAGGAUAGUAUGUUUUUCUUCUUUUAAUGUUUCUUGUUACAUAUGACAUGUUAUCCUCCAGCAUACAAUUAGAAACAAAUGUAAAGAUAAUGGAUCCUAGUGUCAACAUACUUAAAAUGUGAUGAAUAAAAAGUAUAUUGGGCUGGGCCCAGCAUUGCACUUAA